GAUUCUCAGAAAUCUUGUACGGACUGCACAGUGAUCUUGUUGUUCAGUUAAUAUCUCAGUAUCAUAUAAAUAAAGUAACAGCGAUCUCAACAAAAAUUGACAGUGGCCUAUCGCACAUGGACCGACAUGGAGUCUAAACCCGCUCCUCUCGCCGUCUGCUUGGCUGUGGUUUCCGUGUUCAUCGCCCAACAUGGACGGGUUAGAGGACAACUCUCCCCACCUGUGUGUCAGACCUGGAACUCAACAACUGUCGUGUGUAAAUGGGAUGAUGACUUGUAUCAUCCAAUUACCCAUGCGCCUCUAACCCAAGUACCUCCCGGCAUCCCCGAGUCUGUCAUCACGGUGGAUCUCAGUGAGAACAACAUAACUAUACUGUAUAACGGCUCGUUUAGUGGGUUAAGAAACCUGAGAUCCUUAGACCUGUCUGAUAAUCCUAUACAGACUAUCGAGGCCGGUGCGUUUGCAAGGUUGGAAAAAUUACAACGUCUAGAUAUUUAUGAUUCUCAACCAAUGUAUCUUCUUCAUAAUGGAAUGUUCCAAGAUCUGCGAAACCUGAACUAUCUGGCCGUGGAGACUUACACCGAUACAGUCGCCAGUGAGGGCGUGUUCACGGGGUUAUCUAAACUCAGGCAUUUACGACUCGUGAUGAAUAUCAGCAAUUUACCCGAUCAUAUUUUUGAUCCUUUGACUUCAUUGGAAAGUCUAGAGAUAGUCGGCGAUUACAUAGAAGAUGACCUAGUCCACAGCGGAAGUGGGUUCUUACAACGACGCCUGCUGUGGGCACCGCUGAACAACCUUAAAACGUUGAGACUCGAGAUCAUCGAUUUCAGGCUACCUAGCGCCAGUGACUUCUACUUUGGACCUGUAUUUACAAAUAUGUCUAGAUUAGAGACUAUAGAAAUAUAUCAAACUGACGUUUCCCUCAAUGCACAAAUGUUCCGGCCGUUAUUACCGACUGUGAAACAUUUACGCACUGGCGCUCGGAUAUCCCCCGGUCUGCUGAAGUCACUCACACAUCUGCAGACGCUGGACUUCGACAACCGUGCUUCAUAUCCGUAUUUCACCAUUUUGGACGUUCUGCCUGAACUCCGACACACGCAGAUUCAGGAGUUGUCAUUUUUCAACAUGGAACUGGAAACGCAGAAAUUAUCAUCUGAUACUCUUGCGGGAAUAAAAGGCCUGAAAAGUUUGAAAACUUUGAUUUUCAAGUCCGACAGCGAUUUGGUCACCAUAGAAGCUAACGCCUUUGCGGGUUUGUCACAUUUGCACAGACUGGAUCUGACGCGGGUCACCCUCGAGACUUUACACGACAAGGCGUUCAGCGGACUGUCCUCAGUCACUCAUCUCAACUUGACACAAAGCUGGAUUUCUACUUUACCACAAUACGUGUUUGAAGGACUGUCAUCGCUCACUCAUCUUGAUUUGAGCCAGAACGAGUUGCAGACCUCCCAAGCUCAGCUUCCAGAGACCUUGGACUAUCUUGAUCUCAGUCACAAUAAGUUAUACGGAGUCACAGGUCAACCAUGUAACUCCUCUAUAUCAUUUAACUUCGGCAGUUUAAAAUGGGUGAAUCAUCUGAAUUUGAGUCAUAAUGAAAUUGACCUAGUUCCCAUGACUUGUUUCCCCCGGAAUAUCACUGUGCUUGAUUUGCAACACAACAGACUGGAAAGAUUCCUUGCCCUCUGCAAUAUUGAGGGUUUACGGUAUCUCGACCUUUCUAACAAUGAACUCGAUGAUUUUUUCGAGUUUUAUAGUGAUUUUACUAUUUGUUGGCAACCAGGCAUAGAAACACUUAAGCUGGAUAACAACGGUAUAACAGAAAUAGGAGAAGGGUUACCAGCAAUAAGGAGAAGCUUGAAAACGCUGACUCUUUCUCACAACCAAAUCCACCGUAUCGAAACAGGACAACUGACAUGGUCGGACCAGCUGGAACAUUUGGAUCUCAGUCAUAACGAGAUCAACACCGUCAUGCCAUCCGCCUUCCGUGGACUAUCGCGGCUACAGUUCCUGGAUCUCAGUAACAACAAGAUAAAGAAUAUAACUAAGACAACAUUUGAAGGUUUAGGCAACCUUACACAUCUAAACCUGGAAGCCAACAGGAUACCAGUGAUUGGGGACGCCUUUAAGCGUCUGUACGGGUUGAGACACCUGAAUCUGAGGAGCAACAGUUUGGCUGUGUUAAAUCAAACAACACUGGGUCCUGUUGUCCACCGGUUAGAGACUAUCGACAUUGCAGACAAUCCGUUUCUGUGUGACUGUAAUUCAAUGUGGUUUGUCGAGUGGGCCCUGGAUAAAUACGACAGGGUAGCGAACUUCCACAACCCCUAUCCUGACUUUGGUCGAGGGUACACAUGUUCCCGUCCAGCUGGAUUGCGUGGAAGACGUUUGAUAGACGGGCUGACGCAGAAACAAAAAUCUAACGACAGGCAGGAUCCAUCAGAACGAAAGUUCUUCGACACAGUCUGUAGUCAUGGAUUCCGGCCCAACCGCCUCCUGGCUUGUGUGCUCGCCUCUUCGGGCAUCUUCGUCGCCAUGACGACCAUUUUCCUGGUCGACUACCACGUCGGCCGUGUUCAGUACUUGCUGUGGAUGUUGGACAAGUGGAGGAGACCGAAGAUUGGCGAAGUCAAGAAUCAAGAGCCGCACAGAUACACGCACGAUGCUUUUCUUGCCUACAACAACCGGGACGUCUGGUGGGUUAUACAUCAAGCGAUAGAGAAUCUGGAGCCUGACUACAGUCUGGUCAUACACGAAAGGGACUUUGCAGUGGGCGCUCCCAUUGUGGAAAACAUCGCGGAUGCCGUGGAAAACAGCCGGAGAACCGUCUGCCUCAUCACCAGGAACUUCCUGAAGAGUAAGUGGUGCGAGUACGAGUUCCAGCUGGCCCAGUACCACAUGUUUGAGGAGGGGGGAGGGGUGCGUCUCAUCCUGGUGUUUCUGGAGAGGAUUCCUAACGAAAUGCUGAAACAGUUCAACCAUCUGAACGCCGUAGUAAAGAGGGACACAUACCUGACGUGGCCAGACGACGUGCGGAAAAGGCCGCUGUUCUGGAGGCGGCUGCGAGACGCUCUGGGUGAUCCUCUACCCCGGGACCCAGAGCCUCAGCAGCAGGCACAGGGUCCGGAACAGAACGCUCCGGAACGGAACAUUCCGGAAGAGCAGGCACGUGUUCUGGAACGGAACAUUCCGGAGCAGCAAGAACAGGCUCCAGUAAGGGACAUUGUGGAAACCGACAUGGAGUCUAAACCCGCUCCUCUCGCCGUCUGCUUGGCUGUGGUUUCCGUGUUCAUCGCCCAACAUGGACGGGUUAGAGGACAACUCCCCCCACCUGUGUGUCAGACCUGGAACUCAACAACUGUCGUGUGUAAAGGGGAUGGACUGUAUCAUCCAACCCGUGCGCCUCUAACCCAAGUACCUCCCGGCAUCCCCGAGUCUGUCAUCAUAAUGGAUCUCAGUAAGAACAACAUAACUAUACUGUAUAACGGCUCGUUUAAAAUCCACCGUAUCGAAACAGGACAACUGACAAGGUCGGACCAGCUGGAACAUUUGGAUCUGAGUCAUAACGAGAUCAACACCGUCAUGCCAUCCGCCUUCCGUGGACUAUCGCGGCUACAGUUCCUGGAUCUCAGUAACAACAAGAUAAAGAAUAUAACUAAGUCAACAUUUGAAGGUUUAGGCAACCUUGCACAUCUAAACCUGGAAGCCAACAGGAUAGCAGUGAUUGGGGGCGCCUUUCAGCGUCUGUACGGGUUGAGACACCUAAAUCUGAGGAGCAACAGUUUGGCUGUGUUAAAUCAAACAACAUUGGGUCCUGUUGUCUCCUGGUUAGAGACUAUCGACAUUGCAGACAACCCGUUUCUGUGUGACUGCAACUUAAUGUGGUUUGCUGAGUGUGCCCUGGAUAAAUACGACAGGGUAGCGAACUUCCACAACCCCUAUCCUGACGUCGGUCGAGGGUACACAUGUUCCCGUCCAGCUGGAUUGCGUGGAAGACGAUUGAUAGACGGGCUGACGCAGAUACAACACUCUAACAACAGACAGGAUCCAUCAGAACGAAAGUUUUUCGACAUAGUCUGUAGUCAUGGAUUCCGGCCCAACCGCCUUCUGGCUUGUGUGCUCGCCUCUUCUGGCAUCUUCGUCGCCAUGACGACCAUUUUCCUGGUCGACUACCACGUCGGCCGUGUUCAGUACUACCUGUGGAUGUUGGACAAGUGGAGGAGACCGAAGAUUGGCGAAGUAAAGAACAAAGAGCCGCACAGAUACACGCACGAUGCUUUUCUUGCCUACAACAACCGGGACGUCGGCUGGGUUAUACAUCAAGCGAUAGAGAAUCUGGAACCUGACUACAGUCUGGUCAUACACGAAAGGGACUUUGCAGUGGGCGCUCCCAUUGUGGAAAACAUCGCGGAUGCCGUGGAAAACAGCCGGAGAACCGUCUGCCUCAUCACCAGGAACUUCCUGAAGAGUAAGUGGUGCGAGUACGAGUUCCAGCUGGCCCAGUACCACAUGUUUGAGGAGGGGGGAGGGGUGCGUCUCAUCCUGGUGUUUCUGGAGAGGAUUCCUAACGAAAUGCUGAAACAGUUCCGCCAUCUGAACGCCGUAGUAAAGAGGGACACGUACCUGAUGUGGCCAGACGACGUGCGGAAAAGGCCGCUGUUCUGGAGGCGGCUGCGAGACGCUCUGGGCGAUCCUCUACCCCGGGACCCAGAGCCUCAGCAGCAGGUACAGGGUCCGGAACAGAACGCUCCGGAAAGGAACAUUCCGGAAGACCCGGUACGGAACAUUCCGGAAGACCCGGUACGGAACAUUCCGGAAGACCCGGUACGGAACAUUCCGGAACAGCAAGAACUGGCCCAAAUAAGAAACGUUGUGGAAGUGCAGGUCCAUGCCCCCAUGCGGGACAUUCCGGAACUGCAAGAUGAAAUUCUAUUACCAGAUCCAGACGACCAGUGGUUUGGAGAUGGGGAUGACGUGCCCCUUCUACCGCUGUAGAUAAAACUAACCGUGUCACCAGACUGUUAUUGUUUUGGAGUGCAUAUUUUGUGUUGUUAU
Branchiostoma belcheri (Belcher's lancelet) is the source of this 5052-nucleotide messenger RNA. RefSeq names its product toll-like receptor 13. The transcript is spliced from 3 exons. NCBI's taxonomy places the organism in Eukaryota, Metazoa, Chordata, Leptocardii, Amphioxiformes, Branchiostomatidae. Gene Ontology annotation, biological process: toll-like receptor signaling pathway; inflammatory response; immune response. The coding region runs from base 127 to 4992 and encodes 1621 amino acids. Gene Ontology annotation, cellular component: membrane. The record is from RefSeq and is a predicted model, not a curated record. Gene Ontology annotation, molecular function: transmembrane signaling receptor activity; protein binding.